Rhipicephalus microplus (southern cattle tick) is the source of this 1340-nucleotide messenger RNA. RefSeq lists its product as uncharacterized. The record is from RefSeq and is a predicted model, not a curated record. Gene Ontology annotation, molecular function: transcription cis-regulatory region binding. NCBI's taxonomy places the organism in Eukaryota, Metazoa, Arthropoda, Arachnida, Ixodida, Ixodidae.
CUCACAUGUUCCUCUCUCCUACCCUCUUUCUCACACUCAACCUCAGUCCGCGUGACGAAGCGUCGGAGGCAGCCGUCGAUAUUGAAAUCGCAGUUCCCGUGGAGUUCAAUGAGGUGGAGUGUGUGAUCGGCGAGCUUGCGGCUUUUUCUAAUCCUAGGGUGUUCCUCUCAGCAACCUUCAAUCCUCGCAAUCAAUCAACGAUGCCUCAGCGCUUUGCGGGAAAGCUGUGCAGAUUCCUGUUUGAGCAUCUCGAUCAAAGGACAUUCGGCGAGCAGCUGGUAUGGCUCGACCGACGGGCAGGCGUAUUCCAGCUGCUCUGGAAGCACGGCAACGGAAGUGCACAUGAGCCGUACAGAGAUUGCGCCGUAUUCAUGGCUUGGGACCAGUGCAAGAUGCGCUCACAUCGUUGCAAGCCAUUUGAGGCCAAGCAGCGAUUUCGCGCAGCGAUGGCGAAGAUGCGACUUCAAACCCUCAAAUCUUGGAGAGCCCAUCAGCCACUGAAGGGAUUCCAGUUCCGUCGAUUUCCAAAGGCAGACCUAGACUACCUCCUCAGAAACGGCAAGAAAACACGUGGCGCAAGGCGCUCGCGCCGUGGUUCAGUCUACUCUGACUGUGUGAGCGAGACCGAAUGCUCAGACCCCACUGCUGCUGAAGCCCUCUCUACCAAGCUGCCUAUCAGGAUGGCAACAGUGAAAACUGAAGAAGACAUUACAUGCAACAUGGCUCAAAUGGAGGACAGCAAGCUCGCUAUUUUGCCGACAAUGCCAGAAGAAUUCCUGGCAUCGCCGCAAGGUUAUAGUGCAUCGACAGAAGAAGUGAGCGAAGUCUACAUCGACGGGAGAGUGGGUGGGGGCUACAGCGAUGAUUUGGGCAUGGAUGUUGCUGGUGAAUAUGACCACAUAAACAUUACCCGCAAUGGCGAUGAGGAAAUUAUCAUCUGCACGUGCUCGAGAGACGACCCACAGGCUCCGCGGUGCCUUUGGUGCUUUCUUCUAGAGCUCAGCGACCCUCCCAUUAACCCGGUUUUCAGGUUUGAUGUUAAAACGCUUCCAGGAACUCUUUUAAUUAUCUAGUCACAAACGUCUAUCUGCACUGCACCUGGGGUCCCAGAGCACCGUGAGUGGGAAACAAAGAUAUCUAACCUAAAAGAUACACAUGUAGCAUUGCCACACGAUGGUCUGUGCUGUGUACCUGCUGUCUUUCAGAUGACCAUGUAUCUAGUGCUGUUCAUUUACAUAUUCCUGUUAAUUCAUCAGUUUGAAGCACUCGAUUACUUGUGGUGGCAUGCUGUAUGUAUUAUGAUGCUUGAUUCUCGCGUGCAUCAUUGGUGCUUAUUUGUU